This is a messenger RNA of Paramecium tetraurelia, 231 nucleotides long. RefSeq lists its product as uncharacterized. The transcript has a single exon. The record is from RefSeq and is a predicted model, not a curated record. NCBI's taxonomy places the organism in Eukaryota, Ciliophora, Oligohymenophorea, Peniculida, Parameciidae.
AUGGGAGCAAAGUAAUGUUGUGGUUCAUAAAUAUUCAUCCGCACCUCUUAAUCAAUUUCAAAUUAGAUAUCUUAGGAAAGUUAAUUUACAAAUGAUAUUGAUGUUUUAAGAAAAGCUAUCAUCUAGCCUAUCAAACCUUUACCUUUAAACAGACUUGAGAGCUUAAAAGAAGUAAGGGAUGAAGAUAUCGAUGAUAUAUUUAAUCAUUUUAAUGAGUUGGAGAAGGAAUGA